CCAAACGGCCAAGCCCCGUUCCCGCUGCGCGCAGGCGGCCGCUGCCCAUGCGCGCCGCAGGCGUGGCGGCCGCGCGCCUCUGCGCACAGGCGCUCGCUCCCGCGGGCGCGCUGUGCGCCGGUGGCAGAUCAAAGGGUGCUGCCGCGGUGCCAGACGGAGAAGGCGCAUCACUACUACGGGUCCUAUGAUGGCGACCGCUUCGGCGGCGGGAUCGGGACACGAGUGGGCAUCGACGAAACCAGGGCCGAGCCCCUGGGGCAGACUGGCGUUGUCCGGGUGGCGCUCUUCCAGGAGACGCACGAACGCCUUCGGGCUUGGGCGACGAAGGAGAACUGGAGGAGGGCCACGGAGAUCCACAAGGGGGCGUACUUCACCCGCACCGAGAACCUCGUGCAGGAGGAAGUGCUGGAGCACAUUCGCCAGCACUUCGUGGACGGCUGCAGAGACUACGUGGCGCGUGCCCCCGUCGAGGCGGCGCUCUACCGCCUGGGCGACGAGGACGUCUUCCGGCAGCGGUGCCGCAGCGCGCUUGUGACCCGGCUGCCAGCCGUGGUGUCGGGAGUCUUCGACGAGAAGCGGGAAGCCUGCAUAGUCGACUUCGCCAACAAGCGCCUCGGCGGCGGUUGGAUGAGCUACGGGAUGGUGCAGGAGGAGAAGAUGUUCAUAGAGCGCUUCGACUACGGGGCUCUGUGCGCGCGCAGCCUGCUGGACAUGCCCACCCGAUAG
Molecule: messenger RNA, 726 nt
Organism: Prorocentrum cordatum
Lineage: Eukaryota; Dinophyceae; Prorocentrales; Prorocentraceae
Source: the annotation of a GenBank genome assembly